AUGCUGACUGCCGCUGAAAAACAAGCUAUUGAGCAAGAAUUGGACGCCCUCUUCGAGGAUUACUGCUUUACAACUCCAACGAACAAAGAUGCCAAAACUGACAACAUUUCACCCGAAGAAACAACAGCCCAAGUCGCAGCCUUGGAGCCUCGGAAUAAUGGUAUCACAAAUGAGGUAUCGGCCAGACUUCUUCGGUUAGCACGUUUGACCCCGGAACUUGCUUCACACGCUAUAGAAUGUGAGCGCCAGCGCUUUCUGUGCGAAUACAGCCCCUGGAACCAAGCAGAGGCUCGAUUACGCUCUCUUCAACAUUCCAGUGGAAUGCCGCCAACUAGUGUUGCUCCGCCCCAGGAGCCUUCAACUAAGCGCGGAUGA
Messenger RNA from Fusarium pseudograminearum CS3096, 375 nucleotides. RefSeq lists its product as uncharacterized. The transcript has a single exon. The coding region runs from base 1 to 375 and encodes 124 amino acids. Lineage: Eukaryota; Fungi; Ascomycota; Sordariomycetes; Hypocreales; Nectriaceae. The record is from RefSeq and is a predicted model, not a curated record.